Myotis myotis is the source of this 3733-nucleotide messenger RNA. It is a transcript of the gene MTBP, whose product is annotated as MDM2 binding protein. The coding region runs from base 56 to 2773 and encodes 905 amino acids. Gene Ontology annotation, cellular component: kinetochore. NCBI's taxonomy places the organism in Eukaryota, Metazoa, Chordata, Mammalia, Chiroptera, Vespertilionidae. Gene Ontology annotation, biological process: protein localization to kinetochore; traversing start control point of mitotic cell cycle; regulation of protein ubiquitination. The transcript has 22 exons. The record is from RefSeq and is a predicted model, not a curated record.
GCGGCUGUUUUGAUGUGGGAUCGGGGCGCUGAGACCCGGGCGCAGCUGGGGAGCGAUGGAUCGGUACCUGCUCCUGGUCAUCUGGGGGCAAGGAAAAGUGCCCUCGGCGGUGGGUGGGCAGCCGGAUCGCCCGCCAGGGUCGUCGUCCUCGGAGGGAGCCGAGAAGCAGCCGGACUGGACAGCAGCAAAUGUUUAUCACCUUCUGAAAAGAAGAAUUUAUGCUUCAAUUAAUCCAGAAGAUAGUACUUUCCCUGCCUGUUCAGUGGGCGGUGUACUUGGCUCCAAGAAGUGGUUCUUUGCAGUGCAAGCCAUAUGUGGAUUUUAUCAGUUUUGUAGUUCUGACUGGGAAGAGAUACAUUUUGGUACAGAAAAAGAUGAAAUUGAAGAUCUUCUACAAACCAAUAUCGAAGAAUGUCUGAGUGCUGUUGAGUGUUUUGAGGAAGAAGAUAAUAAUAGCAGGGAGUCCUUAUCCUUGGCUGAUCUAUAUGAAGAAUCUGCAGAAAACUUGCAUCAGUUAUCAGACAAACUUCCUGCUCCUGGUAGAGCAAUGAUAGACAUAAUACUGUUGCCCUCUGACAAAGAUCCUCCUAAAUUAAAAGACUGUUUGCCUACUGUUGGAGCAUUAAAACAUUUAAAAGAAUGGUAUUCAGCAAAAAUUACCAUAGCAGGAAAUCAUUGUGAAAUAAAUUGUCAGAAAAUUGCAGAAUACCUUUGUGCUGAUGUUGUAUCUUUAGAAGAUCUCGGGAAUGCUGUUGACUCAAAGGAAUUAUGGAGGGGCAAGAUCCAGAUAUGGGAAAGAAAGUUUGGAUGUGAAAUUUGUUUUCCUGAAUUCUGUUUAAAGGGAGUUGCACCUAAGAGUUUUAAUACAUCUAACUUAAAUACUUGCUUUCUUGACAAAAAGAUAAUUCCAUCGAAGGAUAAGACUUGUUUACCAAAGGUUUUCCAUUAUUAUGGCCUAGCUUUAGAAUUUGUGCAGCUGAUAAAAUUAUCAGACCUACCCUCCUGCUAUCUGUCGGACAUUGAAUUCGAGUUAGAACUGACAAAAAACAGUACCAAGAAGAACUCCAUGUUAUUGUUGGAGCAGAUUUCUUCUCUAUGUGGCAAUGUUGGUGCACUUUUUGUAUUGCCAUGUACUAUUAGUAACAUACUUAUUCCACCUCCCAGCCAACUCAGUUCAAGAAAAUGGAAGGAAUACAUAGCUAAAAAGCCUAAGGCAAUCAGUGUUCCAGAUGUUGAAGUGAAAGGAGAGUGUUGUAGCUAUUACCUCUUGUUACAAGGUAAUGACAGUAGAAAAUGCAAAGCCACACUGAUUCACUCAGCCAACCAGAUCAAUGGCUCGUUUGCCCUCAGUUUCAUUCACGGAAAGAUGAAAGCAAGGACAGGAGAAACCCAACUGGGUAUUCCUUUUGACUUCUUGUCGCUUCCACAUUUUUCUGGAGAGCAGCUUAUAGAAAGAGAGAAGCAGUUAGCCAGAGUUCAAGCUCUGGCUUUGAAAGAAUGCCUGAAGAGGAGAAAGUUGGCAGAGCAGCCCGAAGUGGUUUCUGUUGAUGAACUCAAAAGUCUGUUAACACUCACAAGGGAACACUUUUUAGAUCAUUUUGAAACUAUUAAUCCUAAAACAAUUCUAAGAAAAACAGACAAAAUUAUUACCUCCAACCUGUUAAAUGACACCUGUCCAGUGGAUUCUAUUUCUUCAGGUCUAGUGGAAACCAAUCCUCUGGAAUGGCCAGAAAGGCAUGCUCUUCAAAAUUUAGAAACAUUUGAAAAAGCUAAACAAAAAAUGAGAGCUGGUUCAUUUCCUCAUUCAUCUGAACAGUUGCUGGGCCACAAGGAGUGUGCACGGGAUUCGACCACAUUAUUGGAUGCUAAAGAAUUGCUGAAAUUCUUUACCUCAGAAGGAUUACCAGUUGGAGAUCUUCAGCCUUUACACAUUCAAAGGGGGGAAAAGACUUUUGUUCUGACCCCAGAACUCAGUCCUCGGAAACUUCAAGUUUUACCUUUUGAAAAAGCCUCAGUGUGUCAUUAUCAUGGAAUUGAAUAUUGCUUGGACGAUCGAAAAUCUUUAGAAAGAGAUGGGGGAUUUUCUGAACUUCAGUCUCGUCUUAUUCGUUAUGAAACUCAAACUACUUGCACCAGAGAGAGUUUUCUAGUGCCCACUGUGCUGAGCCCUCUCCCAUCUCCUGCGGUUCUAUCCGAGCCUGGAAGUGUCCCUGACGGAGAAGCUUUACAGAGUGAACUCCGGACUGAAGCAUCCCGGUUGAAAAGGAGAUCGAGAGACCUGAACUGCCUGGGUCCCAAAAGAAGACUUGUGAAAUCUGAAAGUUCAGAUUCUCUUCUUUCUCAGAUGAGUGGCAAUACAAAUCACCACCACCAUGCAGUGACAUCCAAAAAGCCACAGCCUGAGAGAGCAUUAUCUAUGACUUGUCCAUCUGUUCCUGUUCAUAGCUAUAAAACUCCAAGAGUCACCACAAAGGCCAGUUCAGGUCAAAAAAGUGUGCAUGAAUCAAAGGCACUGAGGCAAACUAAGGAGUCAAGGUCACAGAAACAUACACGGAUGUUGAAAGAAGUGGUUACUGAAACCCUGAAGAAGCACAGUAUCACCGAGGCGCACGAGUGCUUCACGGCCUGCAGUCAGCGUCUCUUUGAGAUCUCGAAGUUCUACCUUAAGGAUCUUAAAACGUCAAGGGGUCUAUUUGAAGAAAUGAAGAAAACCGCAAACAACAAUGCUGUACAGGUGAUUGAAUGGGUAUUAGAAAAGACAAGCAAAAAAUAACAGAAUCAUUCUCCUUGGACAAUUGUUAAUUGGGCAAGCUAUUACUCACUACUUCCUCUCUUAUUUUGAAUAUUAUAAACAAAUUUCAGACUUUAUUCAAAGAAUAGAUGUUACAUCUGUAAAGAAUUUCAUAAAUAAUCCCAUAUUUAUAUAGUUUUGAGGAUGCUCAGUUAAUCUAUUUUUAAUUAUAUAUAUAUAUAAUAUAUAUAUAUAUAUUAUAGUUUCAUUAUAUUUUAAAUUUUUAAAGUUAAUAUUUGUAUAUAUAUUUUGAAAUUUUUACUGUUGGUUAUUUAAUUAUUCCAAUAAAUGGAAAAAGAUGUUUCUUUACUUCUUAGUAAAUGUCUUUUUUCUUAGGUCUAUUUAAAUUAUUGAGCCCCAAGUAAGAGAGUGCAAAUGACUUUUCUCAUGUGUUUCAACAGCAUAAUUUAUUGGACAGCUUCUGAUUUAGAAAGUAUUGCCAAAAAAACUCAAACAAUUAGCCAUCAUCCCUUACCCUGCUCCAGCGCCACCACUGGGGCUAGUACUAAUGUUUAUUUGGGAUCAAAAAAGAAUGGGCAAAAAUUGUGAAAAUAAGAUAUAGCAAAGGUGACUCAAUGCAGAUUCCCAGAAAAAAUACUUUUCCUCAUUGUAGAAGAUCUGGAAAAAUGCAGAAAAUACAAAGAAGAGUGAAACAAAUUCCAACAUUGCCCCCAUUUAUCUGUGUAGCCUCUGUUAAUAUUAUAUGCAAUUAUUUUAAAAACCUUUUCAAAAUUUUGGUCAUCUGUAUGUGUGUAUGUGUGUUUAUAUGUGUUUAUGUUAAUUUAUAGUCUGCUUUUCACUUAACAAAGUGUCAUGAAUUUUAUAUCAUAUAUUAUUUUAAAAACUGCAUAAUACAAAUGAACAAAAAUUUGUUUAAUUAGUCCCUUGUUGAAAACAUAGACUCAUUUUUUUCUAUUAUAAAUAAAACUUUAAUGAAUCUUC